Messenger RNA from Alternaria atra, 354 nucleotides. RefSeq lists its product as uncharacterized. Lineage: Eukaryota; Fungi; Ascomycota; Dothideomycetes; Pleosporales; Pleosporaceae. Gene Ontology annotation, cellular component: mitochondrial membrane. The coding region runs from base 1 to 354 and encodes 117 amino acids. The record is from RefSeq and is a predicted model, not a curated record. The transcript is spliced from 4 exons. Gene Ontology annotation, biological process: mitochondrial respiratory chain complex III assembly.
AUGCCAUCUGCGUCGACAUAUAUCAAGGCCAUCUCAGGAGGCGCAUUCCUGUGCAUAGGCGGUCCUGCGCUCGUCUGGUACGUUACGCCGACUGAGGAAGAAAUCUUCAAGAGAUAUAGCCCGGAACUACAGAAGAAGGCUCUCGCGGGAAGGGAGCAGAGACAGAAGGACUUUGACGCAUUUGUUGGUCAAUUGAAGGAGGCUGCGCGUUCAGACAAGCCAAUCUGGGCUGCACAGAAGGAAAUGGAUGCAAAGAGGUCAGAGGAGGAACAACAGAUCCGCAGGGAGGAGCGCGAUGCAUAUGCUGCUGAGAGUCGGAGAAGACAAGCAGAGAUCAGAGCCAGCGCCAAGUAG